AUAAAAUCCCUUCCCUUUUCAUUUCAUAUAUAAAAUCAUUUCUCUCAAACAUCUUAACGGUUUUCUCUCUCUCCUCUUUAUCUUUCUCUCUCUAAACGACGCCAUCUCUAUCUCGACUUCACCGGCGGCGUUAUCACCGGUCACCGCCUCGCGGUUCUCCUCAUAUUCUUUCGUUCAUUGCUCCAGAUUCUUCGCGGUUUGGAUUCUCCUCCGCCAGAUUUAUCGAUUGAGGAAAUCCUUGCUGUGACAGGAAUUUCGGAUUCUUCUGCAAUGAGUGCAGGUGAAGAUCUUGUAACCGGUGCAGCUAGUGCUGCUGAGAAUCCCAUUAUCCACGCCACUGGUACUACAGGAGAUCCUACAAAUGACCGACCAAAUCAUGCAGUAAAUCAUGUUAGCAACAAAGAAAUUGGUUCAAAAAGUCCUGCUAAUGUUGAACCAAACACAGUAAAUCCUUUAAAUGACCACGCAAGUGGUUCAGAAAAUCCAGUAAUUGCCCAAGCAAGUGUUGCAGAAACCCCUAGAAAUGAAGCAGGUGGUACAGGAGCAGAUGAUUCUAUAAAUGACCAAUUAAAUGGUGCGAAAAAUCCUGCAAACAACCAAGCAGGUGGGGCAGAAACAGAAACUUUUAUGAAUGACCAGUUAAAUAUUGCGGAGACUUCUGUGAAUGACCAAGCAGGUGGUGGAGGCAAAAUUCUUGCUCACAGUGAAGCUGAUGCUAUAAAAAAUCCUUUAGUUGACCAACCAGAUGCUGCAGAAAAUCUUGUAGAAGGGAAAGCAGAUGCCAUUGAAACCCCGUCAAACAUCAAAGAUACUGUUGAAACCCCUGGAAGCAACAGAAUUGACCGUCUUCCAGUAGAAGCAAAGGAGAUACUGAUAUCAUUGGCAGGUAAAUGGGAGGAUGUACUAGACGCAAGUGCAUUGCAGGUGAUCCCUCUCAAGGGGGCAAUGACAAAUGAGGUAUUCCAAAUAAAGUGGCCAGCUACAAAUGGGGAAACCUCACGGAAGGUUGUAGUUAGAAUCUAUGGUGAGGGUGUGGACAUUUUCUUUGAUAGGGAUGAUGAAAUACGGACAUUUGAGUACAUGUCAAAAAAUGGUCAAGGACCUCGUCUACUAGGACGUUUUACAAAUGGACGCGUUGAAGAGUUUAUCCAUGCACGGACACUGUCAGCUUCUGAUCUACGUGAUCCGUCAAUUUCUGAUCUUAUAGCGGCCAAAAUGAAGGAGUUUCAUGAUCUAGAUUUGCCUGGUGAAAAGAAGGUCAAUCUUUGGCGUACAUUGAGAAAUUGGCUUGGUGAGGCCAAACGUCUGUCCUCUCCAAAGGAAGUCGAAGCUUUUUAUUUGGACACAGUCGACAAGGAAAUCUCUAUUUUGGAAAAGGAACUAUCAGGCACAGACCAACGAAUAGGAUUUUGCCACAAUGAUUUACAAUAUGGUAACAUAAUGCUUGAUGAAGAGACCGAUUCCGUGACCAUAAUAGACUAUGAAUAUGCAAGUCACAAUCCUAUAGCAUAUGAUAUAGCAAACCACUUCUGUGAGAUGGCUGCGAAUUAUCAUACAGAAAUGCCUCAUAUUCUUGAUUACAGCAAAUAUCCUGAUAUUGAUGAGCGUGUAAGAUUUAUUAUGGCAUAUUUGAGUACCUCAGGUGAAAUACCAAGUGAGGGUGAAGUGGAGCACCUACUUCAAGAAGUUGAGAAAUAUACACUUGCAAAUCAUCUAUUCUGGGGCCUUUGGGGAAUAAUUUCGGGACAAGUAAACACAAUUGAAUUUGAUUACAAGGAAUAUGCGAAACAGAGGUUUCAAGAGUAUUGGGCAAGGAAACCUUAUCUUCUGAGCUCUGAUGCACCUUCUCCUUUUAAUGUCCCCGAGGGAACAGGAGAGCUUGCGUCGGGAGGGCACACCAAAGGAAAGAACGCAGGUAUCUUCAGAAAGAUGAAGAGAGUUUUGGGUCUUGGCUUGUUCAGGUCGAAAAGCUAAACCAAGGUUCCUGCCAAAACAUUAUCCUUAAUGUACUAAACAAUUACCAUAUUUUGGCAUCAUAUUUUUUUAUUUGUUCAUUCUUUAACUUCGUGUAUGAGAAUGGUUAAUAAUUUACGCGAUUAUAAAAUCAGAAAUCUUAGCACUAAGUUUACAUUACACAGUUAUUGAUAAACAUCACCCGAAAUUCACACAUAGCUGUGAGGUUUUGGGUGAAGAUGCCCAACUUAACAAAAUCAAUACUGUCACUUGAGCUAAACUUUAAGGAUGUCACGAAGUUAUCAACUAUAUAUGCUCACAAUGUCCAAUUAUAUUUUGUUCAAAACAUAUAUAUUUGAUGAGAUGGUUAUAAUUGAAUAUUUGUCUAUAUUGAACUUAUUA
Messenger RNA from Lathyrus oleraceus (garden pea), 2355 nucleotides. RefSeq names its product probable choline kinase 2. The transcript is spliced from 9 exons. NCBI's taxonomy places the organism in Eukaryota, Viridiplantae, Streptophyta, Magnoliopsida, Fabales, Fabaceae. Bases 271 to 1974 code for a protein of 567 amino acids. Gene Ontology annotation, molecular function: choline kinase activity; ethanolamine kinase activity. Gene Ontology annotation, cellular component: cytoplasm. The record is from RefSeq and is a predicted model, not a curated record. Gene Ontology annotation, biological process: phosphatidylethanolamine biosynthetic process; phosphatidylcholine biosynthetic process.